CACAGUACCUAGCUACGAUAAUGCCCCAGUUUCUCGUCGGCCAUCAUUCCUGCUGGACUUCACUGGCAAAUGUUAGCAGGCCUGGUACUGAUAGCCGCUCGCCGUGCGCUCAAUGCUGUGUGGAGUGAUACUACUACUACUAGCUAGCGUGAAUGGUCGUGAAACAAGUGCGCUAUCUCUCUCCUGCCCAGUCCCAAUCGUCAGCGUUCCCUGUUUUUAGUUGGAGCGCGAACGAACACGUGCCGUGGAUAUUAUUAUCUGCGCGCGUUUCUCUGCACAGAACUCCAGCUCGCUAGCAAUCGCAAUGUAGCCGUGGAGUGUUGACCCAUUUGAUGUUAGCGACUUUUAUUGAUUACGGGUAUUUCCCAGUGACGGCUGUAGUAUUUUUCACAGCGCUAGCUGCUCAACACCGCUAACUGCUCACUAAACUCAGUAGCCACAAUGAAAAGCAAAAAUUCGAGCGCUGCAAGUCAACUUGCCAAGGACACAGCAGCAGCGGCGGCGACAACAGCCACGGCAAUGUCAUCUUCCAAUGCUAGUACGACAACUGCCAACAGUUCAACGGCUGCAGCAGCAGCUGCAGCAGCAGCAGCAGCAGCAGCAGGGAGUACAGGCUCCGCGCCAUCUAGUGUUGGAAAUGGUACCCAGCAGCUCACGACGCCGACCCCAACCACGACUGCCUCCGCUUCGUCCGCAGCUGGAGCCGCAGCGGCUGCUGGAGCUAGUCCCGGAGCAGUGGCAAGCGGAUCUGCUUUAGCCUCCAGCCUCCAUAUCAUGGCAUCGGCAGCGGGGGGAACAAGUAGCUUGCAUCACCCGCUGAAAACCAUCUCCAUUGAGGAGGAGGCGAGAGAAAAGCUGGAUCUUCUUGUGUAUGAAUAUCUCAAGUUCAUAGACUGUGAAGGGACGGCACAAGCUUUUGCAUCGGAGGUUAAGACUCAUAUUGACGUCAGCCAGAAACCGACAGCAACAAGCUUUUUGCAUCAAUGGUGGAGUGUAUUUUGGGAGCUGUACUGCGCAACACCUGGGAGGACAGAGAAGCACUCUCAGUCUACCAAGGAAGCAAAGUCUUUCAUGGACACUCACCUGAUGAACACCAAUCACCAUGAGCCUUCUGCAAACCACACCAGCUCUGGACCAAAGUCUGUGCUCGCGAAAGCAGCAUCUGCAACGGGAGCAGCGUCGGGCGACGGGACUGUUGGCAUGCAGUUUGCGCCGCAGUCCAGUACAGCAGCAACACAGCAACAACAGCAGCAGCAGCAUCACCAACACCAGCAGCAGCUACUACACCAGCAACAACAACAGCAACAACACCAACAAAAACAACAACAACAACACCAGCAGCAGCAAAAUGCACAAAUGCAACAACAGCAGCAGCAACACCAACAUCAACUACAGCUGCAGCAGCAGCAGCAACAUCAGCAAGCUCAGAUGAAGAUGGAGCCGAACACAGCAGCAGCGGCAGCAGCAGCAGUUGCAGCAUCUGCUGCAGCAAUGCAUACAGCUCAGCCACCGGAGGCCAAGCGCUCACCUCGCACCCACUUGCAGAAAUCCGCUUCCACUCUUCACCAGAAUAUUCCAAACGGCUCAUUGAGCAAUUCCCUAACGUCAUUUGGGGCUGGACAACUCCCACCUACCAGUAACGUCGGCUUAGAAGCAAUGGCUGCUGCUGCUGCGGUGGCAGGUGGUGCUGGUGGUGCUGCUGGUGGUAGUGGUGGUGGAAGUGUAUCAGCAUCGACGGGCACUUCUAGUCAUCAGUACUUCAGUCCAGGCACCCCGUCUGGACAAGCCGCCUCACCGUUAAUGUCAUCCUUCCACCAUCAACAACAGCAACAACAACAGCAGCAGCAACAACAACAACAAUUGCAUCAGCAGCAUCAAGCAGCCCUGCUCGCUUCUCAACAGCAGCAGCAGCAGCAGCAACAACACUCCCAGCAACACUCACAGCAGCAACUUGGCCACAAUCACCACCUUCACGGACACGCACAGCAGCAUCACGGACCGCAAACAGCCCAGCAGCAACAGCAGCAGCAGCAGCAAGCACAAGCUCAUCAGCAUGAGCAUCUCACCCAUCGCCAUCCCAGCAUAAGUGCCUCGCCAGGAAAGCCGGGUGCUAUGAGUGCGUAUCCGCAGAAUGUCUCGGGAAAUUCCUCCCAGUCGCAUUCGGCCCUCUUAUCACCGACCGGUCCUCAUCCAGGAAUGGCGCAUGUAUCCAGCGCCUUUGGAAGUAUGCCCAUGUCACCAAGCUAUGGUACAGCGGCUGCAGCGGCUGCACAAGCUACAAAUCAGAGACAUCAGAGGACAAUGUCACAAUCGCACAUGGCAUCACCUGGAUUACAAAGCCACCAAGUGGCAGCCCAACAGCAGCAGCAGCAACAGCAGCAGCAGCAGCAGGCGACGCAGCAUCAACAUUCGGCAAUGCAGAGGCCGACUCCGAAUUCGUUAAAUCUUGCACCGGCGCUAGGCGUGUGAAGAUGUGUGUGAAGC
Molecule: messenger RNA, 2484 nt
Organism: Sycon ciliatum
Lineage: Eukaryota; Metazoa; Porifera; Calcarea; Leucosolenida; Sycettidae
Product: box A-binding factor-like
Exons: 10
Coding region: 442-2469 (675 amino acids)
Cellular component (GO): nucleus
Molecular function (GO): protein binding; single-stranded DNA binding
Source: RefSeq, a predicted model, not a curated record